AUGCCCACAACUGGAGUGCCAGUUCCCGGACCAAAAGCCGAUGGAAGGGAACGGAGCGGUGCCUGGCGGGCAGGCUCGGUCAGCGAGGACCGGUCAGAGAUCCCCACGCUGAGGGGUACCUCAAGGAUGCUUGACCACAUCAGGCCUGUUUCUUCCUCCCUGGAGCAGAGUUUUGUUCCAGAAGAGGUUUUCCGAAGCCUGACCUGUGCCAGCGGUUCUCUCCACAGCCCAGAGUACUUAUGGUCCCCGCAAACCACCAAAACCCCAUUGGGCUUCAGGGGCUGCCUGCAAACCCCAGAUCGGCUUUGGCAUUAUCCUAAUCGUCGGAGCAAGUUCAGACACCUGACAGACCACCCUGUCAGUUUGACGGGUGCUGGAAGGGAUGUCUCUUACCUGUGUGACAUUGCGACUGGCCAAGAAGCUAAGAAAGCAAUGACUGGCAGGAGUUCUUUUUCUGAGGGUCGUCGGGACCGGAGAGGGAGCCGUGGUACAGUCCUACGUACUCCUCGAGCAACCCUAGCAGAUAGUCUGGUUCCCCAGGAAUUUCACAUCGUGAAGAACAGGGGAGUUUUGCCUUUGAAGUACUUCGAUGAUAAAUACACAACGCUGCUUGAAGACCGUGAAAAGAAGCUACGGCUGUUCCCAUCCGUGAAACCUUCUGGGAGGUUAGAGGUCAUCCAGCUGAUGGAGGUGAUGGACAGCAUGUUGGAAAAAGCUGGAGUAGACAAGCUAAUCAGAGUAACAGGACCUUCACAGCUGCACAACGCGCUGGAGCUGAUGAAGGCGGAGCAGAACAUCUACAACAUCGUUUUCCAUGAGCUGAUUCGGCAGGUCAGCGUGGACUGCGUGGAGAGAGGACAGCUGCUUUCGAAGCUCAGGCAGAGGUACGUGGGUCUCCUGGAGCGGAUUCCUGAACAGAUGAAGACCCUCUACAAAAAAAUGAUGGCACAGCGGAUGGUCAACAGACAUAUUACAGAAGAACUACUCUAUUUUAAAGAAUCUGUUGGACAGCUGGCCAGCGAGCUGUGUGAGGUACGAGAGCAUGACCGCAAGGUGACCAAAGAAGCAGAAAAAGCUCAAGAGGAGCUAGCCGCCGCCAUGCACGAGGCUAAGGCGAAUGCAAACCUUUUGGAAGAGUAUCGGGAGUUAUACGAGUUACAGAGAAGACGACUGGAAGAGCAGGUUCUGCUGCUAGCUCAAGAGAGAGACAUUUGGAGCUCAGCUACGUGUGACCUGGCUCUGAAGAUAAUAGACAGAAACCAGCUCACAUUGGUUCGCAGGCUUCAUGUUAGUGGAAAGACACUGACCAACGUUCUCAAGCAUUUCAUAGUCCUCUUGGCCUCAAAGGACACGGGAGACCUGGCUGAUCUGCAGGAAGAGACCGAGCAGUUCAGGGAGAGGUUGGGUCGCGUUGGAGCAGAAAUAGAGCGUUCCGAGGAGUCCAGCCAGGGGAAACUGCAAAUUGUCUGCAGCAGCCUCAACGAGCGGCUUCAGUACUUCCAUUGCAGUGACUCCUCCUCUCCGAUGAAUGAAAAGCUACUGGAUGAAAUCCUACAAGAUACCAAGAACUUGAUAAAUAUGCUAAAAGAAGACCUGCAGCAGUACGGAGGGGAGGUGUACCUAAGAAAGAUGGAAAGUCUGAGAAGCGCUGCCAGCCUGCAGGAGCACUGGACAGAGCUGGGACAAACAGUGCUGAAUCGACACCAGGACUUUGCUGGAGCGUUGCCUCCACAGCACGCUGCCCUGGAAGAAAUAAACCAAAGGGCAUGUGAACUCUACUGGCAAUAUGAUAUAAGGAUAAGUGGGAAUAAUGGCACUGCUAGGUUUUUGACAGCCUUGGUGAGAAGUAUGGAAGAUUGGUUAUUCAAGGUGCAAAAGCUGAAGCGAGGGUCUGGCACAGAUGAAGCUGAGCUGUGGGCAUUUUAUCAUGAGAUUCCUGCGUGGCUGGCCCAGGUGGAUGCAGUGAUGAGCUGUAUAGGCUCCAGCCAGUUGCAUGAAGCUGAGAGCGAUAAGAAACCACAUUUCCCGGUGGUACCUAGAGAAUUUUUUAAGAUGAUUCGGCGAUGGGUUCUGUCCAUGAAUAAUGAGGUUGAGAAGAACAUCACGCAUCUUAAUGAAAAAGUGACUGAACUGCACAGAAACCUGACCCUGUGGCUGGUGAAUUUGCUGAGACACAUGACAGCAGACCGCUUGUCCUGGGAGUGUCCCCAGCAGCAAGAAUCAGACACCGAGAUGGACGAGGAGCUCAGACUUCUGAGGGCUCGUAAGCUGCAGCAUGAAGCUGAAGAGCUGGUUGCAGAGAUGGGCAGACUCUCUGGUUCUAUAGUCAGCUGCUGCCGCGAGAUUGUCAGUGCAAUUGUUCAAAAGAAACGGUCUGAGAUGGAUUUAGAAGCUGAUUUUGAGCUGGAGGAGCUGAAUAAGAUCAAGACUGAGUGCUGUAAUUGGAUUCAAGUGUGUAGUCUUCUCCUUUCAGAGAUCAAAGGCACUCCGGUCUCCUUUCUGGAUUUAGAAAAACUGAGAAACCUCUUCGGAUCGGAGGAAUUGCAAUUGAAGCUUAAGCUUAAGGAUACUAUAAUUUCUUCAACUCAGGAAGAGCUUGAAGCUGAAGGUGCCAACAGCAGUAGGAAACCUGUAACAGAGGAAGAAACAUUAGAAGUAAAGGAGGAAAUUGCUAUUAUGCAGCAGCAGCCAGGUGCUGGUAUGGAUUAUCUGAGUGAGGACAAUGAAGCUACUGCAGACAUCAUCAGAUAUGUAGGGCAUGACUCCAACAUCCACCUGAAGUCUCUGAAAUCAGACAUCGUUUCAGUUACAGGGAGGGAGAUGACUGCCACCAAGUCGUCGACUCCCUUUUCUCAGAAAGAGUUUGAAGCCCUGGCAAUGCUGGAACAUCUGCAAGUGCAGCUCCUAGAAACAGAGAUCCGUGCUCAGAAUGCAGAGGAGAGAUCUGAAGGUCUUGAAGAGAAGCUGGAAGAAGCUCUGCAGAGAAUCAAAGAGCUAGAGAGUGAACUGGAGAAGGAGGGGAAAGUCAUCCCAGAAGCAACACACGGAGAAGGGCAAGAAAAAUGUUUCCAAGAAAGCGUCUCAGAAGUCAGGGCCUGCUCAAGUCCCAAAGCUUCUACCUCUGGCCAGUCCAAGGGAUCCAGAAAAAGCAAACAUUAAAGAACAGCAAUGCCUGAGUAGUUUCUUAGUGCCCAUUCAUAGUAGCAUUUCUCCCCCAAUCCACUGCCUUACUCCUCAUCCACUACCCCAACAUCUCUGUGCCAUCUCAGCAUUUACGCUGUUCUUCUAGCUGGCUCUACCACUUCCACACCUGUCUUGCUUGUCCUCUACCUCCUCCCACAGCUCUAAUAUCUUUACAGCUUGUCUUCCUUGUAAUACCAUUGCUACCUUGACUUUCUCCUACCCACAUCUCUCCUGCCUGCAUGCCCUCCUCCCCUCUCCUUGCCCUGUGCUUGCCUCCUGUUUGUGUUCAUCAGUCUCUUCUUGUUGCUCUGUCUCAUUCAGCCUCAUCCCUGUUGGCUCCUGCAAGUAAGUUGUUUGCACCUCUUUCCUCUCAUAUUAAGGGUUUUUUUUUCCUCAGUGCCAGCAUGGCCUGGUUGUGUAUCUGAUAAUGGGUACGUCCUUCAUCCUCUGGGCUUCAGAUGAUCCAGUU
Molecule: messenger RNA, 3652 nt
Organism: Gymnogyps californianus (California condor)
Lineage: Eukaryota; Metazoa; Chordata; Aves; Accipitriformes; Cathartidae
Gene: AXDND1
Product: axonemal dynein light chain domain containing 1
Exons: 25
Coding region: 1-3159 (1052 amino acids)
Source: RefSeq, a predicted model, not a curated record